Messenger RNA from Camelina sativa (false flax), 1099 nucleotides. The record is from RefSeq and is a predicted model, not a curated record. Lineage: Eukaryota; Viridiplantae; Streptophyta; Magnoliopsida; Brassicales; Brassicaceae.
AGUUGCUGCGUCAUGUCUUCACUCUCCGAAAGGCAACCAAAAAUGGAUCAAAGAUGGAGUCUUCAAGGAAUGAAUGCUCUUGUAACUGGUGGAGGCAGUGGAAUUGGGCAUGCAAUAGUAGAGGAGCUAGCUGCACUUGGAGCUAAAAUCUAUGUAUGCGAUAUAUCUGGAAAACUCCUCAAUCAAAGUUUAAGUGAAUGGGAAAAGAAAGGGUUUCAAGUGAGCGGUUCAAUCUGUGAUGUAUCCUCUCAUUCCAAAAGGGAAACUCUGAUGCAAACCGUCUCAAAGAUGUUUGAUGGCAAGCUGAACAUUCUUGUGAACAACGUUGGCGUAGUUCUUACAAAGCCAACAAUCGAAUAUGUGGCAGAUGAUUUCUCCUUCCAUAUGACGACAAACUUGGAAUCUGCUUUUCAUCUUAGCCAACUUUCACAUCCUCUCCUUAAAGCUUCUAAAUUUGGAAGCAUCAUCUUUAUUUCCUCUGUUGGAGGGGUUGUAUCAAUGGAAUGUGGAUCCAUAUAUAGUUUAACGAAAGGAGCUUUGAAUCAACUAGCAAAAACUUUGGCAUGUGAAUGGGCAAGAGAUGGCAUAAGAACUAAUUCUGUUGCUCCUAAUUUUAUCCACACUGCUAUGGCUGAAUCAUUUUUUGAAGACGCCGGUUACGAGAAGAGUUUAGUUAGUAGAACUCCACUUGGUCGCGCUGGAGAGCCUAAAGAGGUUGCAUCACUUGUGGCUUUUCUGUGUCUACCUGCAGCGUCGUAUAUUACUGGACAGACCAUUUGUGUAGAUGGAGGUCUCACAGUCAAUGGUUUCUCCUAUAAGCCACUUGCUUGAGAGUUGAGCCGAGACUUAUGUGUUGGUAAUGCAGCGUAAAAGUCCAUUUACUUUAUGUGUUGGGUUUUGUUUUAUGUUUGUAUGAUUAUCCCUAAGUAGAUUCCUACUUUGGUUUUGCUUAGGUGUUUUAGUCAUUAGUUUGUUUUAUUUUUGUUUCCACCUUUGCUUUUUUGUCGUUAAUAAAAACCAAAAAGAGGAAACUCUUCAUUUGGUUCAUAUUAUUGUUGUUCUACUGUAUUCUGUUUCUUGUAAACUUUGCAAUUCAAUA